AUGCCUUCCGACGCUGGUAAGUUGAGAGUUUAACUCGGAAUUUGGUGGGGUUUACCGUGGUAUAUUGCUGUAUAUCUCGCGCUACGGUUUUCUGUUAAAAAUCAAGAUUUUUUGUCAGUUUUGGCUAAUUUUUGUAAAUUUUCGGCAAUUUUGACGGCUUUUUCUGUUCUUCCGGCCGUAAGUUACUAUUUUUAUAAAUCUAAAUAAAGAAACAAGGUCUCUGGUUCUUGAUUAAACCAUUAACAAUCCAAUACCAUGUCAUAUUCAGCAAAGAUACCAAGAUUUUCCCCAUAAAUCUUUGAUUUUUUUAUUUUUACAAUAAUAUCCUUGCAGAACUCAAAGAGAUCUUCAACCUCUAUGAUGAGGAGUUGGACGGAAAGAUUGACGGUACCCAAAUCGGUGACGUCGUCCGUGCCGCUGGCUUGAAGCCCACCAACGCCGCCGUCUGGAAGGCCGCCGGCCAAGAGUACAAGAGAAAGGGAGAGAAGAGACUCACCUUCGAGGAGUGGCUACCAAUCUAUCAACAACUCCAGGGAGAGAAGGUGGGUAUUAUUUUGCGGCUAACGACAUGAACUUUCGAUUCAUAUAAAACUUGAUGCCUGGUUUUGAGAUUAUACGCCUUUAGGCGACAUUUUUCUGAAAAGUGUUUUUGAUGACUAAAGCGAGGUACGAAAAAAAUCCUAAUUUUUCGCGAAACUUUGUAAAACCCAAAUAAGACCAUUAAAACGAAGACUCUUUAUGCUAUAUAAAAUUACAAAAUUUCAGGCUGCCGGCUCCUUCGCCGACUUCAUGGAGGGUCUGAAAGUGUUCGACAAGGAAGAGUGCGGAAAGAUCUUGGCCGCUGAGCUCCGACACAUCUUGUUGGCUUUGGGAGAGCGUUUGAGCGUCGAAGAAGCCGAUGAAUUGUUGAAGGGAGUUGAAGACAGCGAAGGGUUGGUCAAUUAUGAAGGUAAGAGCGGGCGUUUUGUCAAGUGUAAUAUCAAAAAAAUGAUUAUUUUGGAGAUUUCUUUGACUUUACGGACAUUUUAUAAGCUAAACCCUUGAUUUUCAAGCCUUUUAAGCUAUGCAAUUUUGUAGCCCAAAGGUUAUUACAUUUUAUAUUUGAUGAAUUUUCAGCUUUCAUCAAGAAAGUGAUGGCCGGACCCUUCCCACAAGACUAA
Bursaphelenchus xylophilus (pine wood nematode) is the source of this 1160-nucleotide messenger RNA. NCBI's taxonomy places the organism in Eukaryota, Metazoa, Nematoda, Chromadorea, Rhabditida, Aphelenchoididae. The record is from the annotation of a GenBank genome assembly.